This is a messenger RNA of Anoplopoma fimbria (sablefish), 3381 nucleotides long. RefSeq names its product pyridoxal-dependent decarboxylase domain containing 1 (gene pdxdc1). Gene Ontology annotation, biological process: carboxylic acid metabolic process. The transcript is spliced from 23 exons. Gene Ontology annotation, molecular function: carbon-carbon lyase activity; pyridoxal phosphate binding. The record is from RefSeq and is a predicted model, not a curated record. Gene Ontology annotation, cellular component: intracellular membrane-bounded organelle. NCBI's taxonomy places the organism in Eukaryota, Metazoa, Chordata, Actinopteri, Perciformes, Anoplopomatidae. The coding region runs from base 86 to 2476 and encodes 796 amino acids.
CCACCACCCCGUCCCCCCCGCUCCCUUCACAGAGCCCCGGACAGGCUGACAGCUGUGUUGCGGUGAAGCUCCACAAACACUUUAGAUGAUGGUGGACUCAACGUUGGCUCAAGUGGGCAAGAAUCUAAGUGAAGCCAUGAGAAUCCUGGGAGACGGACAAAGAGAGCCAGAGGCAGGACCAGAGAAGUGGCGCUUCAGCAGAACCAGCAUCCCUGGACCCCUGCAGGGAGAUGGUCAGGAUGUUGCCACUAUACUGCACCUGGUUCACAACCUCAUUCAUGAUGAGGAAGAGGAGGAGGACAAGCCAAGUCAACAUAGGAUGCAGAAUGUGGGUGAACAGGGUCACAUGGCCCUGCUGGGUCACAGCCUGGCCGCCUACAUCUCGGUGUUGGACAGAGAGCGACUGAGGAAGCUGACCACCCGGAUCCUGUCUGACACCACGUUGUGGCUCUGCAGACUGUUCAGGUAUGAGAACGGUUCAGCCUACUUCCACGAGGAUGACAGGGAUGGCCUAGUCAAAGUGUGUCGGCUGGUCAUUAACGCCCGUUAUGAAGAAUAUGCCUCUGAGGGCUAUGCAGUCCUCAGCUCCAGACAGCCAGUCAUCUACCAGAGUGCCUCCGGCAGGCCUGGACUGGGGCAGCAUCUGUGCAGCCAGCUCGGCCUGCCUCUCUCUAGUCUGUGCACAGUCCCAUGCAACACCAUCUUUGGAUCCCAACACCAAAUGGACGUUGCCCUGUUGGACAAACUAAUCAAAGAGGACAUAGAAGCUGGAAAGCUUCCGUUGCUGUUGAUCGCCAACGCAGGUACCCCUGGGGCAGGACAUACUGACAAGUUGGCUCGUCUGAAGGACCUUUGUGAUCAGUACAGCAUGUGGCUCCAUGUUGAGGGGGUCAACCUGGCAACCCUGGCACUGGGUCAGGCCAACCUGGCAACCCUGGCACUGGGUCAGGUCACUUCUGCUAUCAUGUCGGCCACCAGGAGUGACAGUAUGACACUGACACCAGGUCAGUGGCUAGGACUCCCUGCUGUUACUGCUGUCACCCUCUACAGACAUGAAGACCCAGCACUGUCUCUGGCAGCAGGUUUGACCUCCAGCCAGCCGGUGGCGAAGCUGCGAGCACUGCCUCUCUGGCUCUCGCUGCAGUACCUCGGUCACAAUGGAAUUGUCCUGAAGAUCAGACACGCCAGCGCUCUGAGCCAGCAACUCCUGCAGAAGCUAAAAGCUAUGGCCUCCAUCAAAACAUCGGUGGAGGAUGAACUGAGCUCUCCUGUGGUGCUUUUCAGGUUUUCCCAGGAAAUGAGUUCUGUGUCCAGUGGAGGCUCAGUGGAAGGUUACUGUUCUGGGGAGAAAGAGGUGCUUGAUACCUUCAACAGAUGGCUGGGUGAACAGCUGCUUCAGCUGGUUCCCACCAGUGGGGUAGAUGUGGUGGAGCUUGAGGAUGAGGGAACAUGUGUUCGCUUCAGUCCCCUCCUGACUGCUGCAGUUCUGGGGACCCGAGAGGAGAACAUUGAGGACAUGAUGGAGAAGCUGUCAGAGCUGGUGCCUGUGAUGUGCUCCACCAUGGGCCUCAGACAGGACUUCCGAGAGGAAACCCACCGACACUCUCCCUCGCUCACAUACAUAGAGGAGCUUAGCUGGCCUGGCCUUGGUGCUGUGCGGUACGAGCCUCAGACUGAAGGAAUGGAUGAGAGCAGGAGGAAGCAGGAGCUGGAGAAAAUCAACAGUGAGCUGCUGAAGAAGCUACAAGACCUUGACACUGACAUCAUCUUUUCCACUGGCCCUGAGUUUGGGAUGAAGGAGGACUGUAUCUUUGUUGGCAUGGUCACUGAGGACGUUGAUGUUUCAGAGUUGGUGGACACAGUAGCUAACCUCGGGAGGGACAUAGAAGAGAGCGGAAGGCUACUGGAGAACAUGACAGAGGUGGUGAGGAAAGGCAUCCUGGAGGCAGAGCUGCAGCUGCAAAAGGCCAAUGAGGACAAACUCAUGGAAGAGGGCAUGCUGAGACAGCUUCCUCUGGUUGGCUCUGUGUUGAACUGGUUCUCUCCAUUUGAAAGCUCCGUUAAGGGCAGGACCUUCAACCUGGCUGCAGGUUCCCUGGACUCCACAGAGACGACUUACUCCACCAAGGCCCAGUCAGGCAGGCUGUCCCUGCAAGAAAGUCCCACCUCCUCAUCAAAGAAACAGCCAGGUCAGAGGUUAUUCCGCCGCACAGGGGCGGGCUCCGAUUCCUUCAGUGAAACCAGCUCCAUCGGGCCAGCUGAGGAGACAACCAGGGAGGCGAGUACCACUUCAAGCAGUAGCAUCCACCCCCCUGCAUCUCCUCCUGCGCCUGAGGAGGACUCACACACCGCAGGUGUUGUGGUACCAGAGAACACCCAGGAGCCUUCUGUGCAGGCGCACACACAGCUCGAGGAUGAAGUGGCCUCAGAGGAGAGGCAGCCUGAAAGCCCAGAGGUGGAGCAGAGCGGUAGAUAGGAUACACUCUGUCUGCAGGUGUCCUCAACCGCCCUCUUAAUGGUACCAGCCUAACAGAUGUUAAAAAGAACGGCGUUAUUAUAUUGUGAAUCUAACUCUUCCAGUUUCGAGGGGAAGGUGGUGAUGGAGCUAGGUGGGGCUGUUUGUCUCUGUCCAAUGUCAAAGGAAAAUCCACGCCUAAUACUUCAAUACUAGGAUGCUCACUUUAGUGCAUUUUAGGUUGUUUUCUUUUUUAUUAGUGACGUGUUCUAAUAGGUUGAUGAAGAAUAUUCUGCUGCACUCAAAAUAUCUCAACGGAUAAUUUCACCAUGAUUGGUCCUGUAUUCACCGGUAUAAAAAGAAUACAGUAAACAACAGAAUGUGGUGUUAUAGGGUGGAUUUCUCCUUUAAAGGUAGGAUGGACGUCCAACCCAGCAUUGAUCCCUCUGUCCAUUGAUGUCUUGUUGAUUUAGAGCAGAGGAGGAGCCAUAUCACACACAGUGUUUCUUUAGCUUUAAAGAGAAAUAAGAUUGGUUCAGGACCAGAGUCUCCGUUUAAUACUCACUUUAACUGGAAAUACAGCAGCUCCAUAUUAAAGCAAUGAGUGUCACUGCAAUUUAAAUGUUUAGAUUCCUCACUGUAAAUAGUCUACGCAGAUGUUAUAUAUCUAACCCAUGAAAGUAACUAACUGUAAUUAUUUAUAAUUAAAUAAAUCUGUAAAGAAGGAGUAGAGUAUCAUAAUCUAUUUAAUUGAAAAAUGCCUACUGAUAAUAGCAGCCACCUGCUUCAAACACUCCCUUCAUGUUUGCACUGAAACAAAUCUUUAAAAAAGAACAAGAUUUUGAGAAAGACGUCACAUUGUUUUGAAUAAAACCUUUUAAUUUCAUGAGAAAAAGUCACAAUAUUACAAAUCAUCAUAACAAUAU